Molecule: messenger RNA, 833 nt
Organism: Rhinichthys klamathensis goyatoka
Lineage: Eukaryota; Metazoa; Chordata; Actinopteri; Cypriniformes; Leuciscidae
Gene: cdc42se2
Product: CDC42 small effector 2
Exons: 5
Coding region: 437-694 (85 amino acids)
Biological process (GO): regulation of Rho protein signal transduction
Cellular component (GO): plasma membrane
Molecular function (GO): small GTPase binding
Source: RefSeq, a predicted model, not a curated record
UUAGCGCACAGUGGGAGUGUUCCGCCUCAGUCAAGGGCUCCUUCUCCAACACUGCUGUCAUUUACAACCAGAAAACACACAAAGAAAGACGACUGGUGGGAGUGUAAAUCUGAGCGCGUGACAGUGCUGGAUGUGUGUGUGUGUCCGUGUUCAUGCUGUCUGUGGGUCGUCGGGUCUGAUCUCGGGCGCAGGUGGAUCAUUUACCGCAUUCAUCAGCGGAGCCUCGGACAUCAGCAUCAGCAUCAGUCGGUCUGAGUGUUGGUGAAGUGGCCUGAGUCGUGUGGAUCUUCUGCUCCCCUGUCCCAGGACCCUGAGCUCAGGCUGAAUAGCACCUCCGUCACCCCAGACUGGACCUCUGAGGCGUGGGACCCGGUCCAGGACCCCAGAGCCCCUCCGGCCCACGGGCACAGCGGCACUUUAGCACCGUCUGCCAGUCAUGAGUGAAUUCUGGUUGUGCUUCAACUGCUGUAUCGCCGAGCAGCCGCAGCCGAAGAGGCGGAGACGUAUAGAUCGGAGUAUGAUCGGCGAACCAACCAAUUUUGUCCACACGGCCCACGUAGGAUCUGGAGAUAUCUUCAGUGGCAUGAACUCUGUGAACUCAAUCCAGAACCAGAUGCAGUCUAAAGGAGGGUAUGAAGGAGAGGCCAUGUCUGUGAACGUGCAGAUGCAGCUGGUGGAUACAAAAGCAGGAUAAUGCGUGUUGCUGGCAGGGGUUCAGUGAUGAGUGAUUCCUGCUCCCGCUUCUCUCCAUGUGUGCUCGACGGCCGCUCCUCACCUCAUUACCCAGCAAACACAGGGACGGUGGUGAAGAGGGACGCCGCACGCCUCAUCUC